This is a messenger RNA of Oreochromis niloticus (Nile tilapia), 1199 nucleotides long. RefSeq lists its product as uncharacterized. The coding region runs from base 1 to 1044 and encodes 347 amino acids. The record is from RefSeq and is a predicted model, not a curated record. Gene Ontology annotation, biological process: response to bacterium. Lineage: Eukaryota; Metazoa; Chordata; Actinopteri; Cichliformes; Cichlidae. The transcript has 6 exons.
AUGAUCGUGUUAUUGGUUACACUGCUUUAUCUCCAUCAAGGAUAUACACUUAUCCCGAUAACUUCAGUUCAACUUGGUGAAACUGUAACCUUCACAUGUCAUCUGCGUAAGAAUUCACAGUUCAGCUGUAGAGAAGUCGACUGGUACAAGCAGAGUACCGGGGACACUCUAAAAUUAAUAUGGACACUGAAGGAAUCUGCACAACCUGAGUUUUCUGCUGAGUUUAAUCAAUCAAGAUGGAAGGUUUAUUACAAUGAAAAUUUCACCAACCUGACCAUUUUGAGGGCAAACCAAGAGGACGAGGGAAUCUACCACUGUGGAAUCACCGAGUGGUUCAAGAAUACUGAAUGGAGCGGCUCAUAUUUGUUAGUCAAAGGACGCACUCAAAGGACAUCAGACUAUACUGUUGUUCAGUCACCGCUGAUAACAGUCCAGGAACCAGGAAACUCGGUGACUUUUCAGUGCUCAGUCUUCUCUGACCCUGACAAAAAGACAUGUCCCGGAGAUCUCACUGUGCUCUGGUUCAGAGCUGGAUCACAUAAAAGUUAUCCAAAAUUAAUCUACACUGACAGAAACAAAAGUAAAGAAUGUGAUAAAAGAUCUGACCCCCAGAAGAGCUGCAAUUAUACUUUUUCUAAAAUCGUCAGCUCGUCUGAUGAAGGGACUUACUACUGUGCUGUGGCCACAUGUUGGGAAUUAUUCUUUGGAAAUGGAACUAAACUUCAAAUAGAGCAAAAGGCAGGUUCUGAAUUUACUGUGUUGGUUAUAGCAAUAAUCUGCUUGUUUAUUUCUGUGAUUCUUAAUAUUGUUUGCAUCUGUUGCCGAACUCAAAGAGCAGCAUGUAAACAAUUUAAAGAAAACAGCUCUUCACAAGCAAGACAAGAUACCUUGAGCCAAACAAUGAAUGAACAUACUGAAAGUGGACAUGAUCUAAACUAUGCUGCACUGCAUUUCUCUGGAAGUAAAACUGCAAGAGGAAGGAAGAAGAAGAAUGAACUGGAAACUGAGGAAACAGUGUAUUCUCAUAUCAAAAGCAGAGUGUGAAAGUGUGUCUAUACAAAACUUGUCUUUUAAUGCUGAUUUGUUUAAUUGGAAAUAGAAAAUACAAAGAACUUAUUCCUGAUUUUGCUGAAAACAUGAUGUUUUGCAUAUACUGUUAUUUACAUAUUAUUGUGUUUGCCUGUUCUUGUUUUCCUGUU